This is a messenger RNA of Ambispora leptoticha, 494 nucleotides long. NCBI's taxonomy places the organism in Eukaryota, Fungi, Glomeromycota, Glomeromycetes, Archaeosporales, Ambisporaceae. The record is from the annotation of a GenBank genome assembly.
AGGAAGGUGAAAUAGCUGAAAAUAUCAAGGCAAUGAUUGUUAAUAGUAAUCAGAUCACCGGAUGGGUAGCUGAAUCGAUCCUAAAUCAAACGGAAGUCAGGAAACGAUGUGCACUAAUAAAACAUUUUGUCACGAUAGCUGAUAGAUGUCGUGUUCUAAACAACUUUAACUCGUUGACUGCCAUCAUAUCUGGUCUCAAUUCAGCACCGAUUCAUCGUCUCAAACGCACUUGGGAGAUGGUGAAUCAAAAAACAAUGCAAACUUUAGAAGCUCUGAAUCGAAUCAUGAAUUCAACGAAAAAUUUCUCAGAUUAUCGAGAGACGUUACAUAGUGUAAAUCCACCUUGUGUACCAUUUCUGGGCGUCUAUUUGACCGAUCUGACGUUUAUCGAAGACGGUAAUCCAGACACAUUAAAAAAGGAUCGUGCUUUAAUAAACUUUUCAAAGCGUAUGAAAACCGCAGAAGUCAUUCGCGAAAUCCAACAAUAUCAGUCU